Molecule: messenger RNA, 1392 nt
Organism: Callorhinchus milii (elephant shark)
Lineage: Eukaryota; Metazoa; Chordata; Chondrichthyes; Chimaeriformes; Callorhinchidae
Product: UDP-galactose/UDP-glucose transporter 7
Exons: 3
Coding region: 48-1025 (325 amino acids)
Cellular component (GO): Golgi apparatus
Molecular function (GO): antiporter activity
Source: RefSeq, a predicted model, not a curated record
CCCUCCCUCCCUCCCUCCCUCCCUCCCCUCCGAGCUGAAGCAGAAGGAUGGCGGCGAUGCCCGUGUCCCUGACCGUCCCCCAGCGACUCCUGCGCGGUUGGUCGCUGGUCGCCGCCACCGCCGUCUACGCGCUGUGCUCCGGGUCACUGGAAUUCAUCAACAGCGUCUUCAUCAUUCAAUACCGCUUCACCUUCCCGGCCUUCAUCGCACUCAGCCAGGCACUGUUAACCAUUCUGGUGCUGGAAUUGCUGAGGUGUUUCAGAUUGCUGAAGAUCCAGCCCUAUUUACUGGAGACUGGAGAGAAGCUGCUGAUACCUUCCAUCUGUUUCAGCUUUCACUCUGUCUUAACCCUUUGGGCUGUGAGCAGUUCCAAUUUGAAAAUCUUCAUGUUCAUCAGACGGUUUACACCUUUGGCUAGUUUAGCACUGACAGCAACUUGUAACUUGAGAAAAAGAACAUCCUGCAGUAGAUUCUUCUUGAUAUUACUGGUCACAAUAUGUUCAGUUCUUUCAGGGCUGGAAUACUUCGACCUCAAAGGUAUUGUGUGUCUGUAUGGAUUUAUAAGCAUCAUGUUUGAAAGCACAUACCUCACUUUGAUUCAGAAGAUUGGUGAAGAUUGUGAGAAAUCAGCUAUGGACAUUUACUACAUCUGUACCAUCAACAGCUGUCCAAUGCUCUUUCUGUACUGUGUUCUCCAUCCAGAUUCCUCUCAGAUCUUCCCGUCAGGCAGCUGGAACAGCUUAAUCUUUCUAGGAUAUUUCGCCUUGGUAUUAGUGUUGGGAUGUUUACUGAAUUUCUUCAUUUAUCUGUGUGCCUUGCUGAAAUCAGCGUUGAUGGCAAACAUGAUGGAGGUUGCAAAGAUAAAUGUAAUGACUCUGAAAACCAUAGCAACACAUCAAAGAAUGACUUCAUCAGUGCCACUUCUCAUCAGCGUUCUCAUCAGUGCUGGUGGACUAGGCACCUAUAUGUACCAGGACUCUAGAGACAAACCAUUAAGAAAAGAGACAGAAGGAAUCCUUAUCUAAAAAUUAUGCAUCCCAAAUUUUGGAAUGUAAUGAAGUGUUCAGAAAGGGCUCCUAGAGCCCCAGCCCUACAAAGGUCUACACCCUUCUCCUUGCCACAAUUAUUGUCUGUUUAGUUUUUGCAACUGAACAAACAUUUUGUCUCUAUGGUUAAUUUAGCACUGGUGCAUUAACAUUGCACAGAGCUGUUGGCAGACAUGUUAUUUAUAUGCCAAUCUCCUUCCUCAUUCCUGAAAAUGUUGGACUCCUUGAUCUACUUCAACUGGAUGUGUCGUUCCAUGGACACAGGAUUUCAAUAUCCUCCAGUAUGUUGCCCAAGUGGCUCACAGUCUAGGCUGACACUCCAAACCAAUGUUGGAGAGUGCUUCAU